Messenger RNA from Aspergillus luchuensis, 459 nucleotides. RefSeq lists its product as uncharacterized. The transcript has 3 exons. The coding region runs from base 1 to 459 and encodes 152 amino acids. The record is from RefSeq and is a predicted model, not a curated record. Lineage: Eukaryota; Fungi; Ascomycota; Eurotiomycetes; Eurotiales; Aspergillaceae.
AUGUUGAGCCGUGCCGCACGGAAAGAACUGAGAAAAGCCUUUAUCGAUAAGAACUUUUGCUCUGCUGCGGAAGGAAGGAUGUGGUGCGCUCUUUGUCGCAAAUUGCUGGAAUUGGACAACCGUGCGGGGGUCCUCGACCACUUCCAAGGGCAUAUCCGAGAUGGAUCUCAAUUCAUGAUCCCUGGGCAAACGAAAUAUCCAGACACCAACCGACCGAGGCAGGCAGAAGUUGAACCAUCGGCCAGAUCCCCGAACGAAGGCAACGAUGAUGUUGUCGAUCUUACUCGACGCGGAAUUCUUAUCAGUGAAAGCAAAGGUUUCAAGCGCUCCAGUGCAUCAGAGUCGAGCGGGCUCUCGACGUAUACCUCGUCCUUGGGAGGCCCUCUGAAUGCCUACGUCUCGAAAUGCUCCCGCAGGCCUGAGAUGACUUGUUCCGUGGCCGACAAUCUACCCCACUAG